AUGGCGCCAUUACCUGCUGCGCGCAUUACACCAUCUAAAGUCUUCGGACACUCGGGGCUGGAUUACUGCGGGCCGUUUCUCGUUCGUCAAAUUGCGGGAAGGGGCGCUUUGGUAAAAGUCUGGGUCGCAGUGUACGUGUGCUUCGCCGUCAAAGCCGUUGUGCUGGACAUCGUCGCCGGGAUGCCAGCUGCUGCGUGUGUCAAUUCGUUGAGGCGCUUUGUGAGUCGCGUCGGUCGCGUUCGCGUUAUACACUGCGACAACAGCACCUCGUUCGUCGGCGCGUUCCGCGAGAUAAAGGAGAUGCGACAGCAACUCGUCCAGCAGCUGAAGUUCAACGAAUGGGCUAACGAGUGCCUGGAAAAGGGCAUCGAUUUCCAGUUUAUUCCUCCGAGAGCACCGCAUUGUGGUGGGCUGUGGGAAGCUGCGGUGAAGAGCUUCAAGCACCAUCUUGUCAGGAUCAUCGGCUCCAUCACCUUACCACUUUGA
Messenger RNA from Ochlerotatus camptorhynchus, 486 nucleotides. RefSeq lists its product as uncharacterized. The coding region runs from base 1 to 486 and encodes 161 amino acids. The record is from RefSeq and is a predicted model, not a curated record. The transcript has a single exon. Lineage: Eukaryota; Metazoa; Arthropoda; Insecta; Diptera; Culicidae. Gene Ontology annotation, molecular function: nucleic acid binding.